Molecule: messenger RNA, 4427 nt
Organism: Bemisia tabaci
Lineage: Eukaryota; Metazoa; Arthropoda; Insecta; Hemiptera; Aleyrodidae
Gene: Gcn5
Product: Gcn5 acetyltransferase
Biological process (GO): chromatin remodeling; positive regulation of transcription by RNA polymerase II
Cellular component (GO): ATAC complex; nucleus
Molecular function (GO): protein binding; histone H3 acetyltransferase activity
Source: RefSeq, a predicted model, not a curated record
GUUGUACUUGUUGUUGUUCUUUACUGGCUGGUGAACAAUUUUUUUUGUUUUGGUAUGUUUUUUCCAAUUUUACCAUGGAUUUCUGUGAAUUUAGUGCAUUCUGUAAUUUUUGAAGGCAAUUAUCGUUUCCUCCCAAACAAUUUCAUGCAUCACAGUCACUUUAGAGACUCGAAGCGUUCAAAUCUUCAGGGAAGACAAACCCUCAAUGGGGCAGUUCUAUUUGCAGUUCUAUUUGCAGUUGUAAAUGCGAAGCGGAAGAAGCUUUAAGGAGUUUAUCAGCCUCCAAAACUGUGCCACCUGUUGAUAUGGCCUCCUCAGCAAACGACUGCAGCAAAGCCAGCACAAGUGCCAAUAAAAAUCCUGCACCUGUGGACUCAACAAAUGUAGCAACAAAUGCAUCUGCUGCACCAUCGCCGUCACCUAGGCAAAAUAAUCUUCAACGAAUUCAGCAACGAAAACAGCAAGUCUACAACUGGCAGUCAGCUAAGAAGAUAUUAAAACUAGCCAUUUAUUCAGCGUGUCAGUCAGAUGGCUGCAAGUGCACAGGUUGGAAAGCGCCAUUGUCACCGAACAAAUCACCAAGAGUGGAUGUCGCCACUCAGUUAGCUAAUUUUCCGGACCCAUGUCGAAAUUGCACACAUAUCCUAGGAAAUCAUGUAUCCCAUUUGAAGACCUUGCCGGAGGAAGAAAUAAACAGACUACUAGGGAUGGUUGUAGAUGUAGAAAAUAUUUUCAUGUCAAUGCACACGGAACAAGAUGCGGACACCAAAAAAGUUUACUAUUUUCUUUUUGAUCUCCUUCGACAAUCAAUUGUGAACCUAAGGAAACCUAAAGUUGAAGGGCCCCUGGGUCAUCCACCUUUCGAACAGCCCAGCAUAGCCAAAGCAAUUCUCAAUUUCGUGUAUUAUAAAUUUGCUGAUAAACCUCAAGUGGAGUGGCAAAUGAUGCAUGAUUUAGCGAAAAUGUUUUUACACUGUUUGAAUCAUUGGAAUUUUGAAACACCCUCAACCAAAAAAGCAGAUGCUUCAACAGAGGAAGAUGCAUCAGAAAUGACUGCAUAUACAACAAACUACACCAGGUGGCUGAUAUUUUGUCAAGUUCCAGCUUUUUGUGACUCACUUCCACAUUUUGAAACUGCUCUUGUGUUCGGGCGGACGUUACUUUGUGCUGUGUUCAGGACAGUUCGGAGACAGCUUAUGGAAAGGUGCCGAAGUGAUCGGGAUAAAAUGCCACCAGAAAAGAGAGAUCUUGUUCUUACACAUUUCCCCAAGUUUUUAGCACUUGUAGAAGAAGAAAUUUAUUCAGAUUCGUCUCCCAUUUGGGAUCCUGAAUAUCGACCUGCUCCACCUCGCCACCUACAGUCCUCAGAAAAAGGUGUCCGCCGUCCAGGUGAAUUUGAGAAACUGACAGCUCCUACUAAUGAAAAAAAUAAUUUUUCAACGGUUAACAUCAGCUUAGGGAUGGGGAAGAAGUUGAAAUUAGACCCUUCCUUAGCUGAUGAUUCUCAAAAAGAGACUAGUGAAUCAAAAAAUCGCUCUGAUCGAGUGAGUGGAGCUGACAGCAAAAGUCGGAAGUCGGAUCCACUAUGUGGCCCUGAAAUAAUAGGGGAUCCAACAGAGGAGGAAGUUGUUGAAAUCAAUGCCAAAAUCAACAAUCUGAAACAGAACUGCGGCCUAGAGGCUGUUUUUGCUGACAAUGGUCCCAGAGAUGAGCUACCCAAAAUAGAAGAAGCAAGAGGAAUGAUCGAACUUCAGUUAGUUGGUAAUAGUUUAUCACAGCCAGUUAGUCAAGACACUAUGAUGUGGCUGAUAGGUCUUCAAAAUCUGUUCUCUUACCAAUUACCAAAGAUGCCAAAACAUUACAUCACUAGGCUGGUUUUCGAUCCGAAACAAAAAACACUAGCUUUGAUAAAGCAUGGUAGACCAAUCGGUGGAAUUUGUUUCCGCAUGUUUCCAGAACAAGGAUUUUCAGAAAUAGUUUUCUGUGCUGUCAGCUCAAAUGAGCAAGUGAAAGGAUAUGGUACUCAUCUGAUGAAUCAUCUUAAAGAUUACCACAUCCAGAUAAAUAUUCACCAUUUUUUAACUUUUGCUGAUGCUUAUGCCAUAGGUUACUUCAAGAAACAGGGGUUCAGUAAGGAUAUUAAGCUGAAUCGAGCCGUCUACCAAGAUUUAAUAAAGGAUUAUGAUGGUGCAACGCUCAUGCACUGUCAGUUGAAUCCAAAGAUUGUUUACACUGAAUUUACCAGUGUUAUUCGCAAACAGCGUGAGAUCAUCAAGUAUAUAAUUGAAUCAAGAAAUUCACAAGCUCAACAGGUGUAUCCAGGGUUGACUUGUUUCAAAGAAGGCGUUCGUCCAAUUCCUGUUGAGUCAAUCCCUGGUAUCCAAGAAACUGGUUGGCGGCCUGCUGCGCGCAUGACUCGAGUGAACAGGAUGACGGAAGAAUGUUCUGACCCAGAUACAUUAGCAAAGAAUUUCAGUAUUAUUCUCAAUACUAUAAAAAAUCAUGAUUUUGCUUGGCCUUUCUUGGAGCCUGUUAAGACUGAAAUUGCUGCCGAUUAUUAUGACCACAUAAAAUAUCCAAUGGAUUUGGGCACAAUGACUAAACGGCUGAAAGCUGGAUACUAUGUCACACGAAGAUUAUUCAUAGCUGAUAUGACCCGUAUAUUUUCUAAUUGCCGGCAAUAUAACAAGCCUGACACACAGUAUUAUACUUGGGGUAACACGCUAGAAAAAUAUUUUCAAACUAAAAUGAAAGAAAUGGGUCUGUGGGACAAAUGAAUUGUUCUCAAUGGUAGCUCCUUCAAUAUCUUUGUCAAAUGCAUUUCACCAAAGAUAAGGCAGAAAGAAAACAGGAACUGAACAGUAAAUAUUUCAAAGGAAGAAAUUGGCUCUGAUGGCAUUAUUAAUUUCAGUUAAUUAAGCUUGAGCAAGCUUACCUAAUUUCUCAGUGAAAAAUUGUGACCUAGAUUAAUAUGAUGGGUCAGUUGCGCUGGUCACAGAAUUGUGUUUUGACGCUUGAUUCCUGUAGAUUAGCAAAAAAUAAUAAAAUCUGUCUAAACCACAACUUUCUACGUUCAGUAUUAACCAAGACAUUGCACUUUGACAAGUCAGGCUUUUGACGUCAUCCACCGCCCCAGUGACACCCUUGGUUUCUUCCUCUUCUGUUCGAUCAGUGGUACAGAGAGUGCACCGCAAAACUUCAACGACAUUAAACGUAAACAAACUGAAGAAACAGGAGGAUUCGCACUUUAAAGAUCUUCUUAUCAGGAGAUAAUGCACUCGCCGCGAAGAGAUUAGGCGGUCAGUCAGUUCAACUCUGUUUGUUCACGUGUUCUGAGGUUUCGCGUUGCACCCUCUGCAUCACUGAUCAAACAAAAGAGGAAGAAACCAAGGGUGUCACUGCUAUGGUGGAUGACGUCAAAAACCUGACUUGUCAAAGUGCAAUGUCUCGGUUAAUAUUGCACGUAGAAAGUUGCGGUUCGGACGGAUCUUAUUAUUUUCAACUAACCUACAAGAAUCAAGCAUCAAAACACGAUUCUGUGACCAAAGCAACUGACCCAUUGUAUACCUCUCUGAUCAAUCCUUUUUUGGUUGCUUUGAGGGGAAUCUUCAAUAGCUUAUGUGUUGCAGUCUCCUGGCUGACUUUUGAAGUGAAGCACACCAUUCUUGCGUUUUUACUGAUUUGAAGUGUUGCCAAUCUUGUUUAGCCUUCUGUUUCAAAAAAAAACCAAGAUUGUUGGUAGGGGCCAUAUUCAACAAAUUUCGUUGGAGGAGGGAUGCUCAUUAGUUGGACUGAGUUUAACUAAAAUGAACCAAAUCAUAUCCAAUCAAACUGAGAAAAAGAGGUUUGGAGUUUGAUGCCUCCAUAUGACUUAAUGUUAUAGGUAGUGUUGACACCUUUUUUCAGUCAGAAUUUUUUUUCUCGAUUUUGAAUUUUUGUCAGGAGACAUAAGAAAGUUGGUUAAGUCGAAAACCACUCCGAACACUGGCCCCACGCCCUCUCCCAAAAUGUGACUUACUUCUUCUCUGUUAAAAUCAGUUCUUUUUAAAUGAUGGACAAAAAGAAAAUUUUUAGGAAAGGUAGCAACAUGAGGGGCAACUAAUAAUUUUCUCACUUCAGUUUGUACUCGCUGACCCUUCUUAGUAACAUUUAGCAUGGAGUAUAUAUUGUUUUUUAGGCUCAUUUUAUUUCACAGCCUGGGUAUGUGAAAGGUCCUACAAUUUCAUCAAGAGAGAGCUCUAAGAGUUCGUGCGUUGAGAAUCAAACUUAUCAGCCUUUAGAUUGAAAAAUAAGGAAUUAACUAAUUUUUUUGAACUAUUUACAAUUUUUAUUUCAGAAUGUGUGGUAGAAAAAUCUAUAUUUCUGAUCAAUGAUUUGUGAUUUUUAUGUGACACAGACAAAAGAAAAAAAAAAUGAAUCAUUGCCAA